Messenger RNA from Thamnophis sirtalis, 294 nucleotides. The record is from RefSeq and is a predicted model, not a curated record. NCBI's taxonomy places the organism in Eukaryota, Metazoa, Chordata, Lepidosauria, Squamata, Natricidae.
AUGGACCAAAAAGAAAAUGCAAUUGACAGAGACAUUCAGCUGUCUGUGAUUCUUCCUGGAGAGGUGAUCAAGACUACUAAUAUUAACGGCAGCAAACCAAUGAUGGACUUAUUGGUAUACCUUUGUGCACAAUACCAUUUAAAUCCUGCAAGCCACACUAUUGAUCUGAUGUCACCUGAUAAGAAACCAAUCAAAUUCAAACCUAAUACACCUAUUGGGAUGCUUGAAGUUGACCAAGUGAUUUUAAAGCCAAAACAAAUGGAUAAGAAAAAGCCUAUUCCUAUCAUCCCAGAG